AUGAAAAACACCUUAAAAGGCUCAGCAAGGAAUAGGAAUGAAAAGCAAAAAGAUAAAGAUGCUGCGAAAGAAGAAAUCUGUGAUACUGUCUGUUCUGAUCUGAUGGCAGUAGAAUGUAUUCCAAAUAUUAGAGCCUCUUCUGCUUAUUACAAAUUAAAAUUAACAGCUCACAACUUCACUGUUUGCAACUUGGCUACACAUGACGCCAUGGCAUACUGGUUUGACGAAUCUGAUUGUUCAAUGUCUGCUUCCAUUUUUGCAUCUUGUCUUGUUGACUAUCUAAGCGAAUUGCUCAAUCAGUCAUUGAAAACUAUAAUUGUGUACUCUGAUGGCUGUGGCUAUCAGAAUCAGAAUUCGAUACUUUCAAACGCAUUGCUCCAUCUGAGUGUGGUCAGAAAAUAUCUGGAAAAGGGGCACACUCAGAUGGAAUGUGAUAGUGCUCACAGUACGAUUGAACGCAAUUAUAAAAAUAUAGAUGUUUAUCUUCCAAGCCAGUAUUCAAUUCACACCAUAGCUGCAAGGAAAUUUCCAACGCCUUAUCGUUCAAGAUUCCUGGACCACACAUUUUUCAAAGAUUUUUCUGAUGAAAAAAUGAUGGUGUACAAGUCAAUAAGACCGGGCCAUCGCCCAGGUGACCCCACAGUAAAUGAACUUCGUUGGAUUCAAUAUGAAACAACUGGUCUGAUAUACUAUAAAAUCAAUUUUGAAGACGAUCUUCAACUACUUCCCACAAGACCUACAAAUGUCACCCAUUACAAUUCUUUUCCAAAUCUAUACCAAUCAAGACCUAAAAUAACAAAAGAUAAAUGGACUGAUUUAUAA
Messenger RNA from Macrosiphum euphorbiae (potato aphid), 822 nucleotides. The record is from the annotation of a GenBank genome assembly. NCBI's taxonomy places the organism in Eukaryota, Metazoa, Arthropoda, Insecta, Hemiptera, Aphididae.